CUGUGACCCGGAGGUUGCUGUUCUCUGUUUAGUCCAUUCCAGCAGUAACCCCCAGAUUAGUGCUGCCGGCUGGGUGUGUGAACCAAGCUGAGGUCGGAGGGAGACCGCACACACUUUAGUUGUACUUGCUCUUCUGUGUUUUCGUUGUAAAGCCCGGGUCGCCGGUGGCCGCGGUUUUGACGUUUAACGGGUUGCUCCGUCAAACAUGUCGGAGGAGGUGAGCCUGUACGACCUGCUCAACAUUUCCAUUGCGACCCCCCAGAAGAGCGCCGUGAACUUCGGCGCUCUGCACGCGCUGCUCCUGGCCAUGCUGAAGCAGCUGGACCUCCGGGAGAUGAAGACCCGCUGGAGGGGCUUCUCUCCGGGCUACGGGAGUCCUGAUCCGGUGGGUGUCCCCGUUCCCGCAGAGGAGGGUCAGCCGGACUCUGAGCUCCAGAAGCGGACAGCCUCUCCCUCAGACCCGGCCGAGCAGCUGAACCUCCUUUCCCGCAUCCAAGCCUGUGAGGACGGCCUCUCCAAGUCGAUGGGGCUGAUCCUGGACCUGAACGAACACAACGACCACCUGAAGGAGCAGCUCGAGGAGCUCCGCCAGCAGCACGAGGAGGCCGGGGAUCUUCUGAGGACGGUCACUCUGGUGGAGAGCUGCUGCCACCGCGUGGACGUCCUGGAGGAAACUGUGGAGUCUCUGAGGGACGCAGGUUUGCCCGGCGACAGAGAGAGCGGGGCAGAAAAGCCUGGAGAGUCAGGGGUUGAUGAUCAGGUCACAGCAGCCAAAGGAACAUCCUCGCCUUCCAGCAGCAACCUCACCGAACCUCCUCAAAGCAGCCCGCCUCCCUCCUCCCACCCCAACAGGCACACCGUCGGACCAGCAGCUCCUAGUUCUCCAAGGAAUUCUGAGGAGAAGAGCCAGGAAGAACCGGACAACACUUUGGCACAGACUGGUGUUAAAGGAGACUCCACAGCUGCUGGUAAACCCCCGACUUUGGAGUCCAACAGCUCCAAACCGUCCCCCGAGGCAGUGGAGGCCCUGAGGAGCGCGAACAAGCUGCAGGAGAGGCUCGUCCAGCUGGAGGCUCGUGUGGCGGCGUUAGAGAGAGGAAAGGUGGACCAGACUCAGCUGGCUCAGCUCGGAGAGCUCAUCACCAACAGAGGUUCCCAUGGGGACGCGUUCGGUAACCUGAUGGAUCAGCUGAACGAGCAGAGAGCUUUGAUUGACGGCCUGAUGAGUGACCGGGCAAAGCUGGAUGACCUGCGGCAAACGCUGGAGGAGACGAUUUUGUCCUUCACGUCUCAGCUGUCCACCGGCCUGAAGGAUGAGGCCGUGCAGGGCGAGAGCGACAGCCAGGAGCUCCGUCAGAGGUCAGAGAGGUCGGAUUUGAAUGCCAGGACAGGAAACACGGGCGAGGAGUUCGGCCUUCUGUUCGAGCGCUACGAGCAGCUGCAGGAGGCCGUGAACAGGCUGAUCCAGCAGAGCGGAGGCAGAGCAGAGCUGCUGCAGGACCGAGAGAGUGUGCAGCAGGCGAUCCUGCAGCUUCAGGCCGACUGUGAAAGACUGAACGAGACGACCGAAGUCCUGCAGGAGGACAACCGACAGAAGCAGCGACACAUCGAGGAGCUGUACAAGACGACGGAGGAGCUGGAGGUGAACAAGGCCGACAAGCAGAUGGUUGAGAGUGAAAUCAAAGCCGACAAAUCAGCUCUGGAGGGCAAAGUGAGCCGGCUGCAGUUCGACUCGGUGACGGAGCAGCUGAGCCUGAUGUUCCACGAGCUGCUGAACAAGGUGACGCACCAGGAGCAGGACUGGCACAAACUCAUGGCCGAGCUCUCCACAGAGAUGCAGUGUAAGCUGAACAGGAUCGAGCUGGACUCUGUGAAGAAGCAGCUGGAGGAUCGCUGGAGGAGCAUCCACGAGAAGCUGCAGGCUCAGGCGGCGCCGGAGUCCGAUGACGCUGCCGCCAUCAGGAAACAGCUGGUGGAGAGAUUUCACUGCCUGUCCUGUGACCGGCCUGUCGUGAAGCACACCCCCGGACCGCGUUUGGUGACGCUGCCCUCCUUCCCUGCGCUCCCCUCCCGCAAGUCCAUCAGGCCCUUUACCGUUUACAAUAUGGAGCAGAUACGCCAGCACUACCGCAGCAAGCGCAUAUCCGAGCUGGCCGAUUACAGUCACCUGGCCGCGUCGCGGAGCUGCGGCGGGAGUCAUUACGCCAACGCCGCAGGCGGCCAGCGCCGCAGCGGUGUGCAGCACACGAAGCACCACGGACAGUGUGAGGCGGACGGUGCGGUUCAGUCAGAGGAGGUGGAUAUCGUUGGACUGGACGGUCGUAUUUACAAAGGUCGUAUUUACAAAGGUCCCCUGAACGUCCCGACCUUCAGCAACACAGAAACCAAACUCCCGACGAUCCCCAGCAAAGACGGUGAGUGCAAGAACAAAGACAAAGCCAAACCUGCUGCCUCUCCAGAGGUGGGACACAGCGCUCCUCUUCAUCAGCCCUGCAGUCCCAGAAGUGCACCCAGCAGCCGCUCAGCCUCCAGCUGCUCUGGUCGUGAUUGGCCCGUCUCAGCUCUGGGCUGUGCGUCUCAGAGCUCCAUCACUCAGGCUUCAGCUGCAGCUGAGAGCACAGUGGCGCCUCAGAGCAGCGAGCCACCAGACCUGUAGGGGGCGCCGACGCCCUCCGUGCUGUGUUUGGUGUGUAACCCCCUCCUGCUUAUCAUCCAGACUACACGUCCCAUAAGCCCCUCUGUCAUGGCUCCUCAGUUGUUUUGUUCUCUUUUAAUCAGCUGCUUUGAGUACUGUUAAAAAUAAUAAAGUCGAGUGUGAAUCGAAUCAUUUCCUGUUGCUCCAGAGGAUUUUUUACAGCCAGUGAGAGCGCGAUGGCAAAUAUUAAAGCUCCUUCUAAUGAGGCAAACUUUACUAAGUGUUA
Molecule: messenger RNA, 2921 nt
Organism: Archocentrus centrarchus (flier cichlid)
Lineage: Eukaryota; Metazoa; Chordata; Actinopteri; Cichliformes; Cichlidae
Product: glutamine-rich protein 2
Exons: 17
Coding region: 206-2656 (816 amino acids)
Source: RefSeq, a predicted model, not a curated record